Molecule: messenger RNA, 1596 nt
Organism: Nelumbo nucifera (sacred lotus)
Lineage: Eukaryota; Viridiplantae; Streptophyta; Magnoliopsida; Proteales; Nelumbonaceae
Gene: AGT2
Product: alanine:glyoxylate aminotransferase 2
Biological process (GO): glyoxylate catabolic process
Cellular component (GO): mitochondrion
Molecular function (GO): L-alanine:glyoxylate transaminase activity; pyridoxal phosphate binding
Source: RefSeq, a predicted model, not a curated record
AGCAUCUCUUCGAUCUCCCAAGGUCGUCUGUAUCGCACUGCCGAACUGCUUUACCUUGAAUCCGAUUGACGAUGGCGUUGCGGAGAAAUAUCUUGAAGCAAAGUCUUCAAACAAAGGAGAAGUUUCGCCAUCUUCUGCUCUGUGAUUUUUCUUCCAUUUCUGCUCCAAAGCUCCCUCCAUUUGAUUACGAACCGAAGCCUUACAAAGGACCUUCAGCAGAUGAAGUUCUUGAGAAACGGAAGAAGUUUCUUGGUCCAUCUCUGUUUUACUACUAUCAGAAGCCUCUCAAUAUUGUCGAAGGGAAGAUGCAGUAUUUAUUUGACGACACUGGUAGGCGUUAUCUUGAUGCAUUUGCUGGAAUAGUCACCGUGUCUUGUGGACAUUGUCAUCCAGAUGUUCUGAAUGCUGUUGUGGAGCAGAGCAAGCUUCUCCAGCAUGCUACAACCAUCUACUUGCACCAUGCUAUAGCUGAUUUCGCAGAGGCAUUAGCAUCGAAAAUGCCUGGAAACUUAAAGGUUGUUUAUUUUGUCAACUCUGGAACUGAAGCAAAUGAGUUAGCAAUGUUAAUGGCUCGACUUUAUAGUGGUAACCUUGGUAUGAUUGCCUUGAGAAAUGCAUACCACGGUGGAAGUUCUGGGACAAUUGGACUGACGGCUCUAAACACCUGGAAGUACUCAAUACCACAGGGUGAAAUUCAUCAUGUUAUAAACCCAGAUCCAUAUCAUGGGGUCUUUGGCUCUGAUGCCAGUAGGUAUGCCAAGGAUGUUCAAGAUCACAUCAACUAUGGUACUUCUGGAAAAGUUGCUGGCUUUAUUGCAGAAACUAUUCAGGGAGUAGGAGGAGCAGUUGAGUUGGCCCCAGGAUACUUGAAAUUGGUGUAUGACAUUGUACGUAAGGCUGGUGGUGUUUGCAUAGCUGAUGAAGUGCAAACUGGAUUUGGUCGAACAGGAAGUCAUUACUGGGGUUUUGAAACACAAGGUGUCAUUCCUGACAUAGUUACCAUGGCAAAGGGUAUUGGAAAUGGAUUACCAUUAGGUGCAGUGGUAACAACACCAGAAAUAGCAAAUGUGAUGGCCCAGAAAGUUCAGUUCAAUACCUUUGGUGGAAACCCUGUAUGUUCUGCUGGUGGACUUGCAGUGCUUAGGGUUCUUGACAAGGAGAAGCGUCAAGCACAUUGUGCUGAUGUUGGUUCUCACUUAAUAGAGCGUUUGAGAGCUCUUCAGCAGAAACAUGAAAUCAUUGGAGAUGUGAGAGGCAGGGGCUUAAUGGUGGGGAUAGAACUUGUCACUGAUAGGAAGGAAAAGAUGCCUGCAAAAGCAGAAACAGCAGCUCUGUUUGAGAAACUAAGAGAGCUGGGAGUGCUAGUUGGGAAGGGAGGACUACAUGGAAAUGUUUUCAGAAUAAAACCGCCAAUGUGUUUCACAAAAGAUGAUGCAGAUUUCCUUGUGGAUGCAUUGGACUAUUCCAUAUCAAAGUUGUGAAGAAUCAAAGUUGGUGUACCAAGAGAGCUGUAGAUGUUUUUUUUAGCCUACAAACUCUGUGACAUUAGAUCCAACAUUCCCAUAAAUAAGUAGAUCUCUUGGCACUUGAUUUCAA